CGGGAUGAUUUUAAAAGUCGGGGGAAGCCCAUUCACGCGGUCUAGCGCUCGGUUUGAUGUAACCGUGUGAGCCCGUUCCAUGGCAGCGGCAUCGGCAGCUGUAGGGAAUCCCUCCCCGAGCGUCGUUCUCGUCUGACCGCUUUACGUUACAGCUCCGCGGCCUCCUUCUUGACAGAUCCGCUUCAUGUGUCGCAUUUGCAGCAGUGACACCGGUGUCAUUUGGAGCGACUGAGAAGAACAUUUUAAAACUGUCCUGUGGUACACAAAGGCUGCAUCCAGCAGAGGGAAUUAUAAGCAAAAAUAAAAUAAAAAAAAAAUACAAAAAAUAAAAAUCAUCCUUGAUGAGGUGCGUUUUCGGUUUUGGUGUAGAAGAUCAUCUUGUUAUUUUCCAUCAAGCGCUGUUAUUUUCACCGGUCCUCGUGUAACUUUUGAGAGGACAGAAGACUAUUUGCUAUAACCUGACUUUUUUUGAAGAAUAAAAAUUACAUUUUCCUGUGUUUUUGCAGGCAGCCGCCGCCAAGUGACUUCGAUAUGGCAUUAAGCGAGAUGGAAGGAAGAGCUCUCCUUUUUAAAGAGACCCUACACACCUUCAGCUGGAAGUUGUCCCGAUGAAGAUAUCCUGGCAGGACUGGCUAAGAAGGAGCCCGAAGACUUGCUGGACUAUGAUUUCAUCCUCUCCAACACAAUGCUACAGCAGCAACAGGAAACCAUUGGUAGCAACUCUCAAAACCUGCCCCCCUCCCCAGCUCCUUAUGAGCUCCCCUCUCCUCAGGACACUUCUAGUGAUGUCCUCUAUGCUAUCCCCGACGUCAAUGACAUGCCUCCUUCAGGGGGCUUUGUGGCAGAACUUAUGCGACCAGACCUGGAUCCUGCAUACCUGCAACCAGCCAGCGUACAUGGAAAGUUUGUGGUCAAGACUACCAUGGACAUAGCGGACUAUAGCCAGAACCACAGUGUCACUAAAACCAGCCCUUCUCUGGAGUCGUCUUUGCCCUUCAUUUGCAAUAGGAUAAAGAAGGAGAAUCCUACCACGUGCACCAUUACCCAACAAAUAGAUCCACACCUUGGCAUUAACUCUCACACUGGGACUUGCCAAAGAGCCCAUCUUGAGCAUCACGGAUUUCCCUCUGGCCACCCAAGGGUGGGCACCCGUCUGUCAGGAAGCCUGACCCAGGAAGACAUACUAAGCAGAGACCAUCACCCCUCUUCUCAGGUUAUAAAUCACUCGCCAUUGCCUCUUCCCCAGAGCUACCAUGUCCCCGCAGGCUACCCUCCCUUCCAGCCGCCUCCAUCCUUGCAGUACCAAGGUCAGUCCUGUCUAAGUGUUUUUGAAGAACAUUUGUGCGUUCUCCAUUGCCCACCUGAGGCUAUGCUCACUCCACCCUCUUCACCCCUAGAGCUCAUGUCCCCGGCAGAAUCCUUGCCAGAAGAGCCCAAACCCAAGCGAGGGCGUCGAUCUUGGCCCAGGAAAAGGAUAGCCACACACACGUGUGACUAUGCGGGCUGUGGAAAAACCUACACCAAAAGCUCCCAUCUGAAAGCACACCACAGAACUCAUACAGGAGAGAAGCCUUAUCACUGUGACUGGGAGGGUUGUGGUUGGAAGUUCGCCCGUUCUGAUGAGCUUACACGCCACUACAGGAAACACACCGGCCAUCGCCCUUUCCAGUGUCAAAAAUGUGACCGGGCCUUCUCCAGGUCAGAUCACUUGGCCCUGCAUAUGAAACGGCACUUAUAAGACUAUUCCGAAAGGUAAAACCUAAUGAAAUUUGGGACUUUAUACUGUGCACUGCCUUUGAGCUAUGGCCAUAUGACACACGCUGACGUCAAUGACAAAACAACUGACAACCAGGGCUUGAAAAGCAGGUGAUGUCAUUGGCUUCCAGUGACCAGCAGAAGACUCUUGAGAUCUAUCAUUACUCCCUGGGACUUAACUGGAAUGAUUAUCCCUACGCAGACAAAACUUGGAGGACCAAGUGCCAAAGUAUGACUGGAAAUCUAUGAAUUUCAGGGGAAAAAAUACAAAUGAUUACCAGUAACAAAGAGGCCUUCAACCUUCAUAAUUACAUCUCUCUUCUGGAACACACUGUGCAACAUUGUAUUAAAAAUCUAUUUUAUAUUGUUUUAACAGGCCAUUCAGUUGGGGUACAAAAAUCAUUUAAAGUAAGUUACAAGAUGGUGCUUAGUGACUUGCGUAUUUAUGGUACCUAAGGAGGGGGCUGAGAGAGCAAAAUGGCGCAAAGUUCACCCAAACUCCACUGAAUGCUUUUGGGAAACUUGGCCUUUUUUUAAGUGCCAUAUGGAUAUCUGUGACUUUCUUACAAAGUUUUAUUCCACAUGCUUGACAACAAUCAGGUGAAUGUUUUACUUCUAAGCAGUGAUGUCAGUUUUCACUACACUGUGGUUACAAAGUGCAAUAAUGUCUUAAAUGGAACAUUUUUCAGAGAAUAGUCUGAACAAAGGUUUUUAACACUAAAUAAUAUAAUCUGCUUAAUUUUGUAUAUUUGUAAAUAAAUGUUUUAUUGAAGCUGGAAUUUGUAUGUACAGUAUUAUCACAACACUAUGCAUCAAAUAAAACUUAUUUAAAUGUUGGUACAUUUUAA
Messenger RNA from Paramormyrops kingsleyae, 2603 nucleotides. RefSeq names its product Kruppel like factor 4 (gene klf4). Gene Ontology annotation, molecular function: DNA-binding transcription factor activity, RNA polymerase II-specific; RNA polymerase II cis-regulatory region sequence-specific DNA binding. Lineage: Eukaryota; Metazoa; Chordata; Actinopteri; Osteoglossiformes; Mormyridae. Gene Ontology annotation, biological process: regulation of transcription by RNA polymerase II. The record is from RefSeq and is a predicted model, not a curated record.